CGUUGGAGACGGGUGGUGGUUUUGUUGGCCUGGUACUUGGUUUAGGCUGACUCCCUGUGGAUUCAGGCUGACAACCGAAGUCGCUGCAAAGGAAAUCUCAAGGGGUCAGUAUCUACAGUGUCACCAUGUCAGCGUGGAUCAAACGUGGGACUUACGACCAUGAAUAUCACCACAAACAGAGCAAAUAUGUGGUUAAAGAAUACAGCAGUUCUGAGGCGAAGGAGGAAAGGUAUGAGCACAGAACCAAGGUUCACGUUCAGGAAAUGGUAAGGACAAAGAUGUUGGACAAAUACGUGCACGAGGAGCCCAUGAUCAGGGGACCAAAGUUCCUGGUCAGACUGAGAUCUCACACCGUGUUUGAAAACACUCCAAUCAAACUCUUCUGUACUGUUGAGGGCUUUCCUAUGCCUUUUGUAAAAUGGUAUAAAGAUGAUGUGAUCCUGUCCAUGUCCUCUGGACAGUACCUGGUCAAAGCUAAUGGUGGAAUGCAUUCUCUGGAGAUCCCAAGAUGCUCAAUCGAUGAUACCGCCCAGUACACUGUUGUGGCUUGUAACUCCCAUGGACAGGCUUCCAGUCAGGCCUCCGUCAUUGUCAAGAGGUUCAAGCAGGAGGAGGAGUCCUGUUCAUAUGCAUGGCUGCCUUUCACUGCUGCCAUGCUUCCCAAGAUCAAUUACACUAAAAUCCACAUCACUUUUCUGGAGAAGUUUGGGCCAGUGUUUUCCUCUGAGGGAGGAUCUGCCACUCUGACUGCUACCAUGACCCUGAAUCCCAACCUUGCCAACCUGCAGCCUGAGGCACAGUGGUAUCGAGAUGACACACGUCUGUUUGACUCUAAAUGGGUGAAGAUUGAAACUGGCAGAGGAGUGAGCACCUUGACUCUGCCGAAUCUCUAUAAAGAGGAUGAAGGCCUCUACACACUGCGCAUGGUCACGAAAGGAGGCACUGCUGAACACAGUGCAUUUGUCUCUGUCGCAGAUGGUCCUCCUCCUGUCCCUAAUGCACCUGGUGCUCCUAUGGACAUCAAGAUCCACGAUGCCAAUAGAGACUAUGUCAUUGUGUCAUGGAAGCCCCCAAAUACCACCACAGAGGGACCAAUCCUGGGAUACUUUGUGGACAAGUGUGAGGUUGGAACUGAAAACUGGGCUCAAUGCAAUGAUCACCCCAUUAAGAUUUGUAAAUAUCCAGUUUCUGGGCUGUUUGAGGCACACUCCUACUACUUCAGAGUCAGAGCAGUCAACUCGCACGGCAUCAGCAAACCAUCUCGCAUGUCUGAUCCUAUCGCCGCACUGGACCCCACUGAGUUUGAGAGGCUCCAUGCCAAAAAACUUGGAGGAAGACUGGAUGUUGUGUCUUACCAUGAUGAGGUCGAAGCUGAGGGAAAGCCUCCAGGUGCUCCAUCAGGAAUUUCUAUCUCAGAGAUAGACAGGACAUAUGUGGUUCUGAGCUGGAAAGCCCCUGCAUAUUCCAGCAAGGCUCCUAUGUGGUACUACAUAGAAAAGAGUGUUGCAGACAGUGGUGCUUGGCAGCGUGUGAACACUCAGGUUCCUAUUCGAUCUCCCCGUUAUGCUGUCUUUGAUCUGGCAGAGGGCAAACAAUAUCAGUUCAGAGUACUGUCUGCCAAUAUCUAUGGAAACAGUGAGCCAUCAGAGCCAACUAAACCUGUUGAGACUCUGGAACUCAAAGGUGUGCCAUCUGCACCUGGUCAGGUAAUUGCUACCAGGGAAACGGACACCUCUGUCCUCAUCCAGUGGGCUCCUCCAAAAGAGCCCAACAAUCUGAUUGGCUACUACAUCGACCAGUGUGUGAAGGGGUCUAAAGACUGGACCUCGGCCAAUCACAAACCUCGCGGGAGCACAAAGUUUGUGGUCAGCGGUCUGACCACAGGGGAAACCUACGUGUUCCGUGUCCAGGCUAUCAAUGAGCUUGGUCUGAGUGAUGAAUCCCAGGAGUCCGCACCUCUGACUGUUAAGGCUGCCCUAACCACCCCAUCCGCUCCUUAUGACAUUGCACUGCUGAACUGUGACGGCCAUUCGAUGGUUCUGAACUGGAAGAAACCUCUUCACUCUGGAGGAGCAAAAAUCAAGGAGUAUUAUGCUGACAAAAGGCGCAGCGGAACAACUAUGUGGAGGGAGAUUCACAUCCCACCACUCUCAGAAAGACUUUAUAAGGUAGAGGGCCUGACAGAGGGAGCAGUCUAUCAGUUUCAGGUGUAUGCAGCCAACAUGGCUGGCCUUGGACCUGCAGCCAAACCUUCAGCCGACUUCACCUGUGAGGCCUGGACUAUGCCGGAGCCUGGCCCUGUCUACGACCUGACUUUCUGUGAAGUGAGAGAUAAGUCAGUGGUGGUCGAGUGGCAAAAGUCUGUCUAUGUUGGUUCUGGACCAGUUACAGGUUAUCACGUGGAGUACGCUAAGGCGGGCACAUCUGACUGGACCACUUCCAACAAGGAAGCUGUCAGUCACCGCUUCCACAAGGUAACAGGUCUGGAGGCAGGCAGUAACUAUGUUUUCAGAGUGCGUGCGGUCAAUGCUGCAGGAGUGGGGAUGGCCUCCAUGCCCUCUGACCCUGUGACUGCCAAGGCUUUGGAAGGUACCCAGGAGGUAUCCUGUGUUGUGGAUGAGAAGACAGGUGACAUUGUUCUGUCAUUUGAGUCGUGCCAAAUCACUGACGAUUCUCAGUUCAUCUGGAAGAAAGAUUAUAAAGAAAUUACAGAUUUCUCCAAAGGAGUAGUGAUUAAGACUGAGGGCAGCCAUUCUAAGCUGAUCUUUAAGAACGCAGAGAAAGAGGACUUUGGAACAUACUCUGUCUCUGUCACCAACACAGAGGGAGUGUCAUCCAGCUAUAAAAUCUCUGCUGAAGAGAUGGCAAAGAUGCUGGCACUCAGCUAUGAUAUCAGACAUCCAAUCAUCCCGCUGAAAUCAGAAUUGGCCUAUAAGAUUUUGGAAAGAGGCAGAAUGAGAUUCUGGUUGCAGGCUGAAGAGAUUUCUUCCAAUGUCACCUACAAAUUCUUUGCCAACAACAAGGAACUGUCUGGAGCUGAUCCCAACAAGAUGGGUCAUGACGUCUCUACAGGUAUUAUUGAGUUCAUCAUGGACCAUUUCACUGUUGAAAAUGAGGGGACAUUUACCUGCCAGAUCACAGAUGGAGGAGGCAAAGGACAGAGCUCACUGGUUCUGAUUGGAGAUGGUUUCAAGGCAGCGCUGGCUGAGGCUGAAUACCAGAGGAGAGAGUACAUCAGAGUCAAGGAGGGUCCCCACUUCAGCGAGUUCCUGUCACUUCAGGUUGGAGAUGACUGCUCUGUCACUCUGGUCUGCAAGGUUGCUAACUUAAAGAAGGAAUCAGUGUUCCACUGGUAUAAAGAAGACACUGAGAUCAUCCCUGAUGUGAAGCCUGACCUGGGAUCAGGAGUCUGUAAACUUCCAAUUAAGCUGUUUUCACUGAAGACAGCGGGAAUUUAUAAGGCCACCAUUAGUGAUGACAGAGGAAAAGAUAUGAGCCAAAUUGACAUCUCCGGAAAAGUCUUUGACGAUGCCAUAAAUAAGAUCAGCCAACUGGCUGGAGCCAGUGCAGCAGAGUUGGUGAUUAACUGCACAGCAACAGGCAUUCAGCUGCAGUGUCACAUGAAGUAUUACACCUCAGAGAUGAACAUCACCUGGUUUCAUGGUGAGACUAAACUCUCCCACAGUGACAAGAUUGUGAUUGGAGGAACCCCUGCGAUGGCAACCAUGGAGGUGAUUGAACCAGUGGAGAAGGAUAAAGGAAAAUACUCAAUCAUAAUCACCGACCCUGAAAACUCACAUAAACGCACACUGGACCUCAGCGGUGAUGUAUAUGAGAAGGCCUUUGCGGAGUUCCAGAAACUCAAGGCUGAGGCCUAUGCUGAAAAGAACCGUGGUAAAGUGGUAGGAGGACUGCCGGAUGUGGUCACCAUUAUGGAAAAGAAGACCCUGAGUUUAACAUGUACAGUGUGCGGGGACCCCAAACCUCAGGUCUCGUGGUUGAAGAACGGAGCAGAUGUAGAACCUGAUGAUCAGUACGUGGUCUCCCUGGACCAGGGCAGGUUUGCCAGUCUGACGAUCAAAGGCGUUUCCAUGGAGGAUUCUGGCAGAUAUACCAUGAUUGUCCAGAACAAAUAUGGAGGGGAGUCUGUGGAUAUAGUGGUCAGUGUGUACCGUCACGGAGAGAAAAUCCCUGAGGCGAAACCAACUCUGACCCCCAAAACAAUCAUCCCUCCAAAACUCCCUAUUGAGAUCCCUCAGCCUAAGACCCAGCCUGCUCCUAGCCCUGCUCCCUCAGCUCCUAGCCCCGCACCUCCUAAGGCAGCAGCUGGAAGAGGAGUGAAGAGCCCCACUCCUACCAGGAGGAAGUAGAAAGCAUCAUAAAUGAAGAAGAAACAUAUUCACACACUGGUGCACAUGUAAACCACUAUCUUUCAUUGGUAUUCUCUACCUGGACAAACAUAAAAAGCCUUGAAUGAAAUGGAGCUAACACUAUUGGCUUUGCAUUGGACAGACAAGAAAGCACUGAGAACUAAAGUAACAGUAACUGAUAAAGUAAGCAAAAAAUGAAAAAGAAAAAGUACUCCUGUGAUAUCAAUGUAUGAAAACAAAAUAAACUCAAAUGGAUAAAAGCAGUCCAUAUCUGACCAUGACUUAAUUAGAAAUGAAUUCUUUAAUUGAAAUGAACUGAAAUUAAACUUGAAUAAAGCUGAAAUUUCAUUAAAGCGAUUGCUGGAAAAAGA
Plectropomus leopardus (leopard coralgrouper) is the source of this 4741-nucleotide messenger RNA. RefSeq names its product myomesin 2b (gene myom2b). Gene Ontology annotation, molecular function: protein binding. NCBI's taxonomy places the organism in Eukaryota, Metazoa, Chordata, Actinopteri, Perciformes, Serranidae. Gene Ontology annotation, biological process: sarcomere organization. The record is from RefSeq and is a predicted model, not a curated record. Gene Ontology annotation, cellular component: M band.